GGCGCCGGGCUGGCCGAGCUCGGCUGCUUCUGGGCUGCUCCGGCGCUGAGGCGGCAACCGGGAGGCAGGGAGCGAGCGAGCGGCUCGCCUGGCGCUCGCAACAUGGAGGAGCGGCCGGCCGCGGGCGUCGCCUGCGGACCCGACUGAGCCGGUGCCGACUCCGCGGGCAGCCGAGACGGCGCCGAGCCCCCAGGGCCAGGCAGCCUGCACGCUUCGGGGCGGACCCCGGCUGGCGGGGCUCCGGCGGCCGCGGGCUUCUGCACCGGGACGUGUCCCGCCGAGCCAUGGGCAACGAGGCGAGCUUGGAAGGGGAAGGGCUCCCCGAAGGGCUGGCGGCGGCCGCAGGCGGGGCUGGCGGCUCGGGGAGCGCCCUGCACCCCGGGAUCCCAGCCGGCAUGGAGGCGGACCUGAGCCAGCUGAGCGAGGAGGAGAGGAGACAGAUCGCUGCUGUCAUGUCAAGGGCGCAGGGGCUGCCCAAGGGAAGCGUCCCCGCGGCCGCUGCGGAGUCGCCUUCCAUGCACAGGAAACAAGAGUUGGAUAGCAGUCAGCCUCCCAAGCAACCAGGAAAGCCACCGGACCCUGGGCGUCCCACUCAGCCUGGACUCAGUAAAAGUAGAACUACAGAUACGUUCAGGUCGGAGCAGAAAUUGCCUGGAAGGAGUCCGUCCACUAUUAGCUUGAAAGAAUCCAAGUCUAGAACUGAUUUUAAGGAAGAAUACAAGUCUAGUAUAAUGCCUGGUUUCCUCUCAGAUGUUAACCCUCUAAGUGCUGUCUCCUCUGUGGUAAAUAAAUUCAACCCUUUUGAUUUGAUAUCAGACUCUGAAGCAUCCCAGGACGAAACUACACGGAAACAAAAAGUUGCUCAGAAGGACCAAGGAAAAUCAGAAGGAGUCACAAAACCUCCUUUACAGCAGCCGUCACCCAAAUCGGUUCCUAAACAGCAGGGGCCAGCGAAGGAAGUGAUACAGCAGGACAGCCCUCCCAAGUCAGCAUCCUCCCAACAACCAGAAAAAAUAAAAACACAACCCCCAAGCACAGGAAAGCCUUCCCAGGCAUCUUCCCAGCCUCCACCAACAGACCAGGCAAAGCUGCCUAUUCAAAGAGAUGCAUCCAGGCCUCAGACUAAACCUUCAGACACAGGAAAGCCUUCCCAGCAGAGUCCAGCCAAAACACCAGCUCAGCAAGCAAGUCCUGGGAAAUCUGGAGCCCAACAGCCUGGACCUGCAAAAGCAACAGUCCAGCAGCCAGGGCCAGCAAAGGCCCCAGCUCAACCAGCAGGGACAGGGAAGCCCCCAGCCCAACCUCCAGUGGCAUCCAAGCCUCCAGCACAGCAAGCUGGAGUCGAGAAGACUUCAUCUCAGCAGCCUGGGCCAAAGUCUCUCACUCAGACUCCUGGUCUUGGAAAGAUUCCACCAGGGCCAGUAAAGUCUGCAGCCCAGCAGCAAGGGACAGCGAAACUCCCAGCUCAACAGCCUGGCCCACAGCCUCCGGCUAAGGUACCUGGGCCUACAAAGACUCCAGCUCAGCAAUCUGGACCUGGAAAGAUACCAGCUCAACAGCCAGGCCCAGCCAAGCCUUCACCUCAGCAGCCCACUCCAGCAAAGCCUCAGCCUCAGCAACCAGCUCCCACAAAGCCUCCACAUCAACAGCCUACCCCAGCAAAGCCCCACCCUCAACAGCCCACUUCAGCAAAGCCCCAGCCUCAGCAGCCCGCUCCAGCAAAGCCCCAGCCUCAACAGCCCAGUCAAGCAAAGCCCCAGCCUCAACAGCCUGCUCCAGCGAAACCCCCAGCUCAACAGCCUAUGAAAGCGACAAGCCAAACAGUAACUGGAAGGCCUGUGCAGCCACCACCAACUUCUGCAGCAGAGAGUCCAGGACAAGGUCUCUCUAAAACCAUCUGCCCCCUUUGUAAGAGCACGGAACUUCUGUUGCAUACUCCAGACAAGGCCAAUUUUAACACAUGCACUGAGUGUCAAACCACCGUCUGUAGCCUCUGUGGUUUUAACCCCAACCCCCACUUGACUGAGAUCAAAGAGUGGCUCUGUUUAAACUGUCAGAUGCAGAGAGCUCUAGGAGGUGAACUGGCUUCAAUCCCGUCCUCACCGCAGCCCAGUCCGAAGGCUGCCCCUGCACCUCCUGCAGCAGCAGCCAGCAGACAGCCUGUACCAUCACAGCCGGCUUCCCCGAAGAAGGAACCUCCACCCAGACAGGACAGCCCCAAAGCACCUGUACCAUCCCAGCCGGCUUCCCCGAAGAAGGAACCUCCACCCAGACAGGACAGCCCCAAAGCGCCUGAGCAGAAGAAGCCGCCGCCCCUGGUGAAGCAGCCAACCCUUCAUGGACCUGCCCCAGCCACAGCCCCAAAGCCUCCAGUGGCAGAGGCCUUACCUGAGCCAGGCCCUCCCAAGGAGCCUUCCGCACCCCUACCUGAACAAGCCAAGGCCCCUGUUGUAGAUGUUAAACCAAAGCAGCCCAAGAUGGCAGAGCCACGCACAGAUGUUCAAUCUUCAGCAGCAGCAACAACAAAGCCUGAUAUGCUGAGUUCUCAGGCACAGUCACAGGCUCAAGCGCAAACAGCCCCUCCUUUGAAAACAGACUCUGCCAAACCCUCACAAAGCUUCCCACCUACAGGAGAAAAAAUCACCCCAUUUGAUUCUAAAGCCAUGCCUAGGCCUGCAUCAGACUCAAAAAUUAUUUCACAUCCUGGGCCCAGUUCCGAGAGCAAGGAUCCAAAACAUGUUGAUCCAACUCAGAAGAAGGAAGAGCCUAAGAAAGCACAAACGAAGAUGAGUCCUAAACCAGAUGCCAAGCCAGUGCCAAAAGGGUCACCAACACCCUCUGGCCCACGACCUCCCACUGGCCAAGCUGCACCCCCAUCUCAGCAGCCCCUAAAGCCUCAGGAGCAAUCAAGGCGUUUCAGUUUGAAUCUGGGUAGUAUCACCGAUGCCCCAAAAUCACAACCCACGACUCCUCAAGAAACUGUGACUGGGAAACUGUUUGGGUUUGGAGCAUCCAUCUUUAGCCAAGCAUCCAACUUAAUCUCCACAGCAGGCCAGUCCGGACCUCAUCCGCAGACUGGGCCAGUGGCCCCAACAAAACAAGCACCUACCCCAUCACAGACUCCUGCUGUUCAGGGACCACCCAAGUCCACAGGUCAGCUCCCACCAGCACCUGCCAAGGCAACUCCUGUGAAGGAAACGAAAGCCCCAGCAGCUGAGAGCUUAGAAUCGAAACCGGAGCAAGCUCCAGCAGUGAAGAGGAUAGAGAAAGACAAGAAGGCCCCACCCAGUAAGGUCAGCAAACCUCUACCUGCUGAGCCUGAAAAGGCUGUACUCACGCACAAGCCGGACAAGACCAAACCCGAGCCAACCUGUCCUCUUUGCAAAACAGAGCUCAACAUAGGCUCUCAGGACCCUCCCAACUUCAACACCUGCACAGAGUGCAAGAGUCAAGUGUGCAAUCUCUGUGGAUUUAACCCAACACCCCACUUGACUGAGAUUCAAGAAUGGCUUUGCUUAAAUUGCCAGACGCAGAGAGCAGUAUCAGGACAACUUGGAGAUAUGGGCAAAAUGCCACCUGUAUCAUCAGGAUCCAAGGCAUCCCCUGUGCCUGCCCCUGCGGAACCAUCAACUCAGAAAACACCCGCAGGGGCCCAUGUAAAAGGUAAAAAGAAGGAAACAGAAGUAAAAACUGAAACUGAAAAACUUAUUCCAGAAAAAGAAACACCAUCAAUUGAGAAAACCCCUCCAACGGCCACCACAGAUCAAAAACUAGAAGAGAGUAAACUAGACAAGGGCAAAGUUCCAACCCGGCAAGAGAAGAAACCACCCUCUGAAAAAGAGCAGCCGCCCAUAGAAGAUAAAACCGGAAAGAAGCCACCUGCAGAAGAAAAGUCCGCACCUGCAGAAGAAAAACCACCACUGGAAGGAAAGAAGCCAGCCCCCGAAGAAAAGAGAUUACCCCCAGAGGAAAAGCCAGUGGCCGCGGAGGGGGAAGAGAAACGCGACAUACUUGAAGCUCAUGUAGACAUUCCCGAAGAGCCCGCAGGAAGAGUGGCCGCAAAGACAGCGAAGAAAGAGGAGCAGCCGGAGGCCAGGACUGCAGAUCUGCCACUGGACGCUCCUCAGACUCUGCCCAAGGCAGGAGAGAAGGAAAGCCCAGCAGUGAAGCCCCCACAGGUGGAAGGCGGUGCCAAGUCUGACCAAGGGGAGCCCAGCAAAGAAAAAACAGAAAAGGAAGAGGACAAAUCAGACACCUCCAGUUCUCAGCAGCCCAAGAGUCCACAAGGUCUGAGUGACACAGGAUAUUCUUCUGAUGGGAUAUCGGGGUCUCUGGGUGAAAUUCCAAGUCUUAUACCAAGUGAUGAAAAAGAUUUGCUCAAAGGGCUCAAAAAGGACUCCUUCUCACAAGAAAGCAGUCCUUCCAGCCCCUCAGACUUAGCAAAAUUGGAAAGUACAGUACUAUCCAUUUUGGAAGCUCAGGCAAGUACACUGGAUGAAAAAUCAGAAAAGAAAGCACAGCCCCAGAGGGUUUCUCCCGAGCAGUCUCAGGACCAGCAAAAAACUCAGAUUCCAUCUGAAACAGUGGAUGUCACUAUUUCAGAAGACGUCAAAGAGAGCCAAGAAAAGAAAGAAAGUUCAAAAAGGGACAGCCAGCAAGGCUUUCCUUCCAGGAAGGACCAUAAAGAAAAGCCUGAGCUAGCUGAUGACCUAAGUCCAAGAAGAGCAUCCUAUGACUCAGUGGAAGAUAGCAGUGAGAGUGAAAACUCCCCCGUCGCACGUAGGAAGCGGAGGACUAGUGUUGGCUCAUCAAGCAGCGAUGAGUAUAAACAGGAAGACAGUCAAGGUUCGGGGGAAGAGGAGGACUUCAUUCGCAAACAGAUCAUAGAAAUGAGUGCUGAUGAGGAUGCUUCUGGCUCUGAAGAUGAUGAGUUCAUUCGGAGUCAGCUGAAAGAGAUCAGCGGUGUUACUGAAAGCCAGAAGAGGGAAGAAGCAAAAGGGAAAGGGAGAAGUACAGCAGGAAAACACAGGAGACUGACUCGCAAGAGCAGUGCCAGCUUCGAUGAUGACGCAGGGAGACGUCAUUCCUGGCAUGACGAGGACGACGAAACAUUUGAUGAAAGUCCUGAACUCAAAUUUCGAGAAACUAAAAGUCAGGAGAGUGAAGAAAUUGUAGUUGCUGGAGGAGGAGGGUUACGUCGAUUUAAGACGAUCGAACUCAACAGUACAAUAGCAGAUAAAUACUCUGCAGAAUCCUCUCAGAAGAAAACAACUUUGUAUUUUGAUGAGGAGCCGGAAUUAGAAAUGGAAAGCCUGACAGACUCACCUGAGGACAGAUCUAGAGGAGAGGGUUCCUCUAGUCUCCAUGCAUCCAGCUUCACUCCUGGCACAUCCCCUACAUCAGUAUCAUCACUCGAUGAGGACAGUGACAGUAGCCCAAGUCACAAAAAAGGAGAGAGCAAGCAGCAGCGCAAAGCUCGCCACAGAACACAUGGCCCUCUUUUACCUACCAUUGAAGAUUCUUCUGAGGAAGAAGAAUUGAGAGAGGAAGAAGAACUGUUAAAAGAGCAAGAGAAGCAGCGAGAAUUAGAACAGCAACAAAGGAAGAGUUCUAGUAAGAAAUCAAAGAAAGACAAAGAUGAACUUCGAGCUCAGAGAAGGAGAGAAAGACCAAAGACACCACCCAGUAAUCUCUCUCCCAUUGAGGAUGCAUCUCCCACAGAAGAACUGCGCCAGGCCGCAGAAAUGGAGGAGCUCCACAGGUCCUCUUGUUCUGAAUACUCACCUAGCAUAGAAUCAGACCCAGAGGGAUUUGAAAUAAGCCCUGAGAAAAUAAUAGAAGUUCAAAAAGUGUAUAAAUUGCCCACAGCUGUGUCUGUGUACUCGCCAACAGAUGAGCAAUCCACUGUGCAGAAGGAAGAUGUCCAGAAGGGUCUGAAAAGUGCUGAGGAGAUGUAUGAAGAAAUGAUGCACAAAACCCACAAAUAUAAAGCUUUCCCAGCUGCAAAUGAACGAGAUGAAGUCUUUGAAAAAGAGCCAUUGUAUGGUGGCAUGUUAAUAGAGGACUACAUUUAUGAAUCUUUAGUAGAGGACACAUACAAUGGAUCAGUAGAUGGCAGUCUGCUCACAAGGCAAGAAGAACAGAAUGGAUUUACACAGCAGAGAGGAAGAGAGCACAAAAUAAGACUCCCAGAGCAUAUUUAUGACGACCCUAUGCAGAAAAUCACAGACCUCCAAAAAGAGUUUUAUGAGUUAGAAAGCUUACAUUCUGUGGUGCCUCAAGAAGACAUAGUUUCAAGCUCUUACAUCAUUCCAGAAAGCCACGAGAUAGUGGAUCUGGGAACCAUGGUAACUUCUACCAGUGAAGAAAAGAAAUUAUUAGAUGCUGACACUGCCUAUGAAGAACUCAUGAGGCGGCAACAGAUGCAGAUGACAGAUGGAUCCAGCCCCACACAGACCACCAUUGGGGAUGACAUGGCCGAGUCCACUAUGGACUUUGACAGGGUGCAAGAUGCAUCUUUGACAUCCAGUAUCCUUUCUGGAGCAUCUCUGACAGACUCUACCAGCAGUGCAACUCUCUCUAUCCCAGAUGUUAAGAUAACCCAACAUUUUUCAACAGAAGAACUGGAGGAUGAAUAUGUAACUGAUUAUACAAGAGAAAUUCAAGAGAUCAUUGCCCACGAAUCACUGAUAUUGACCUACUCCGAGCCUUCGGAAAGUGCUGCAUCUGUCCCACCCUCUGACACACCUUCGCUCACAUCAUCUAUUUCUUCAGUCUGCACCACAGAUAGCUCCUCACCUGUUACUACCCUGGAUAGCCUAACCACUGCUUACACAGAGCCAGCAGACGUAAUAACGAAAUUUGAAGACUCUGAGGAAAUUUCUUCAUCAACUUAUUUUCAGGGCAGCAUCAUAGACUACCCAGAAGACAUAAGUGUGUCUUUAGAUCGGACCAUCCCACCCGAAAGUAGAGCUAGUACAGAUCAUAUUAUGAUUUCCUUCUCUAGUAUAACACCAUCGGUCACAGAAUCUCUAAGUCCUAAAGCCGACAGGCCACAAGCAGACGCCGUGUCCACUGACUUAUCUCUGUCUGAAAAGGAUCCAAUAAAAGGCAAGAAGGAAACUGGGGAUGGAAUUAUUCUAGAAGUUUUGGAUGCUUACAAAGAUAAAAGGGAAGAGUCUGAGGUUGAACUAACAAAAAUAAGCUUACCUGAAACUGACUUGGCCCAAACACCUUCUGUAACAGCCCCUCAAAUGAAGGAACAAGCUGUAUCUCCAUAUUCUGUAUCUGGAAAGCUCUCUGGUCAGGAAAAGCCCACAUAUAGGUUACCAUCAGCUGGUCUUCCCAUUUCUACCCAUCCAUCUAAGUCUCGUCCGUUAUUCCGAAGUUCUUCUUUGGACGUAUCAGCCCAGCCACCUCCUCCUCCUCCCCCACCACCUCCUCCCCCUCCCCCACCACCUCCUCCCCCUCCUCCACCAUUGCCCCCAGCAACUUCACCUAAGCCAUCCACUUAUCCUAAAAAGAAGCUGGCAGUGGCCCCUCCAGUGACUCCAACGACGAUUGUAGUGGCCACAACGUCUCAGAGGAGUAACGGGGUACCUGUAACCAAAAUCUGUACCGCUGCACCUCCUCCUGUCCCUCCUAAGCCCUCUUCAAUCCCAACUGGACUUGUGUUUACACACAGGCCAGAGCCAAGCAAACCCCCGAUUGCCCCUAAGCCAGCAGCUCCUCAGCUUCCGGUGACUACACAGAAAACAUCAGAUAUAUGCCCCAAACCAACAGGUCUAUCUUUGACUUCAAGUAUGUCCUUAAAUUUAGUGACUUCCGCAGAUUACAAACUGCCUUCCCCUACCUCUCCACUCUCCCCACACUCUAAUAAAUCCUCACCAAGAUAUUCUAAGUCUCUAAUGGAGACUUACGUGGUUAUUACAUUGCCCUCUGAACCUGGGACUCCAACAGAUUCUUCUGCUGCUCAAGCCAUUACCAGUUGGCCCUUGGGAUCACCCCCAAAAGAUCUGGUUUCCCUUGAAACGGUGUUUUCUGUAGUUCCUCCUGUGACAGCUACAGAAAUUCCAACUUCUUCACAGCCAUCCCUGUAUGCACCAGGAGCUUUGGAGACAUAUUCUGCUGCCCCUGUUGUAACUCCAUCUCUAUUUCAAGGAGCUCCAACUUCACUUACACAGUUUCUUUCAACAGAAGCUUCAAAAAUGGAGGUUUCUGCAACCAGAAGUGCAGUCCCAAGUGUGGCUCCCAGAAGCGUUUCCAUACCCAUUCCUCCAGAGCCUCUUGCUCUGGACAGACAUCAGUACAGGGAAAAUGGAAAGUUGCAGCUUAUUGGUGAUGCCAUUGAUUUGCGUACAAUACCAAAAACAGAAGCUAAAGCAACUGAAAAAUGUAUGGAUCUUUCUGCUUCUGCAAUGGAUGGGAAAAGGCAGACCACAGCAAGUGAAGUUUACGGGCGACAAAUUAGUGCCAUCCAACCUUCCAUCAUAAAUCUCAGUGCAUCUCCCUCAUUGGUAACUCCAGUCACCCUAGACUCUGAGACAGUGGCUGUUGUCACAUGCACAGAUACUACAGUUUACACAACAGGCACAGGAAGCCAAGUGAGUGCAGAGCAUGUGAUGACGUCACCACUCCAGCUUACUAUGUCAAAACAUACUGAGUCACCAUACAGGAUACCAAGUGGCCAGGCAUUUCCUGUGAUCAGAGAUGAAGCGCCAAUAAACUUAUCCCUAGGUCCUUCAGCUCAGGCAGUGACUGCUACAAAGCCUGUCACUGUACCUCCUGUGGGUGUCACAAACGGCUGGGCUGACAGCACUACAUCUCGGGGGAUCACGGAUGGGGAAGUGGUGGAUCUCAGCACAUCCAAGUCUCAUAGGACUGUUGUUACAAUGGACGAAUCUACUUCAAGUGUGGUGACCAAAAUCGUAGAAGAUGAUGAAAAACCCGUGGAUUUGACUGCAGGGAGAAGAGCUGUGUGCUGUGACAUGGUUUAUAAGCUGCCUUUUGGAAGGAGCUGCACAGCACAGCAGCCUGCAACAACCCUUCCUGAAGACCGUUUCGGUUAUAGGGAUGACCACUACCAAUAUGAUAGAUCAGGUUAUGGUUACAGAGGGAUUGGUGGAAUGAAGCCUUCCAUGUCUGAUACUAAUUUAGCAGAAGCUGGACAUUUUUUCUAUAAAAGUAAAAAUGCUUUUGAUUAUUCUGGAGGAGCUGAUGCAGCAGUAGAUCUAACUUCAGGGAGAGUAUCUACAGGUGAGGUAAUGGAUUAUUCAAGCAAGACUACAGGUCCCUACCCAGAAACACGCCAAGUCAUUUCAGGAGUUGGGAUUAGUACCCCACAGUAUUCCACAGCAAGAAUGACUCCACCUCCAGGACCCCAAUAUGGUGUGGGAAGUGUUUUGAGGUCAUCUAAUGGUGUUGUCUAUUCUUCAGUAGCAACUCCAAUCCCCUCCACAUUUGCUAUCACCACUCAACCUGGCUCCAUUUUCAGCACCACGGUGAGGGAUUUAUCUGGUAUUCACACAACAGAUGCACUGACUUCAUUAUCAGCCCUGCAUCAAAGCCAGCCAAUGCCUCGAUCAUAUUUCAUAACAACAGGUGCAUCAGAAACAGACAUCGCAGUAACCAGUAUUGACAUCAAUGCCAGUCUGCAAACUAUUACUAUGGAAACUCUUCCUGCUGCGACGAUGGACUCAGCUCCUGCUUUAACCACAGCAUCGGAAGUAUUUUCUGAGGUGGGAGGAGAGGAAAGCACUCUUUUAAUUGUCUCUGAUGAAGAUAAACAACAACAGCAACUUGACUUGGAGCGAGAGCUCCUGGAACUGGAGAAAAUUAAGCAACAACGCUUUGCUGAGGAACUGGAGUGGGAACGUCAGGAGAUUCAGAGGUUCCGAGAACAAGAAAAGAUCAUGGUUCAAAAGAAGCUGGAGGAGCUGCAGUCUAUGAAACAGCACCUCCUAUUUCAGCAAGAAGAAGAGCGGCAGGCCCAGUUCAUGAUGAGGCAGGAGACCCUAGCUCAGCAGCAGUUACAGCUUGAGCAGAUCCAGCAGCUGCAACAACAGCUGCACCAGCAGCUGGAGGAGCAAAAACUUCGCCAGAUCUACCAGUAUAACUAUGACCCCUCUGGAAAUGCUUCUCCACAAACCACCACUGAACAGGCAAUUUUGGAGGGUCAAUAUGCUGCUCCAGAGGGCAGUCAGUUUUGGGCCACUGAAGAUGCCACCACUACCGCUUCUACUGUGGUGGCCAUUGAAAUACCACAGAGCCAAGGAUGGUACACUGUUCAGUCUGAUGGGGUGACUCAGUACAUUGCCCCACCUGGCAUCUUGAGCACUGUUUCAGAGAUACCUCUGGCAGAUGUUGUUGUAAAAGAGGAGAAACAACCCAAAAAGAGAAGUUCUGGAGCUAAAGUUCGGGGGCAGUAUGAUGAGAUGGGGGAAAGCAUGGCAGACGACCCACGGAAUUUAAAAAAGAUAGUGGACAGUGGUGUACAAACCGAUGAUGAAGAAACCGCUGAUCGGAGUUACUCAAGUAGGAGGCGAAGAACUAAAAAGAGCGUUGAUACCAGUGUCCAAACAGAUGAUGAAGAUCAGGAUGAAUGGGAUGUGCCUUCCAGGUCAAGGAGAAAAGCACGUCCGGGGAAAUAUGGAGACAGCACCACUGAGGGUGACAAGACCAAGCCCACGUCCAAAGUCUCCAGUGUAGCAGUUCAGACAGUUGCAGAGAUAUCUGUGCAAACUGAACCGGUGGGAACCAUACGGACACCUUCCAUACGAGCACGAGUGGAUGCCAAGGUAGAAAUAAUUAAACACAUUUCAGCACCUGAAAAGACUUAUAAAGGGGGCAGUUUAGGAUGUCAAACAGAAACAGAUUCAGACACACAGAGCCCUCCAUACCUGGGUGCCACCUCUCCACCCAAAGACAAGAAACGCCCGACACCUUUAGAGAUUGGUUAUUCAUCAUCUCACCUUCGGGCAGACACCACAGUGCAGCUGGCUCCUUCCCCACCCAAAUCUCCAAAAGUCCUUUAUUCACCCAUCUCACCACUUUCACCAGGCAAAGCUUUAGAAUCAGCCUUUGUACCUUAUGAAAAGCCCCUCCCUGAUGACCUAAGUCCACAGAAAGUACUACAUCCAGAUAUGGCUAACGUUCCCCCAGCAAGUCCUAAGACAGCCAAGGUGAUGCAGCGUUCUAUGUCCGACCCCAAGCCUCUGAGUCCAACAGCAGACGAGAGUUCCAGGGCUCCUUUUCAGUGUCCCGAGGGCUUCACGACUAAAGGUUCCCAAACCACAACCGCUUCUGGGUCCCAGAAAAAAGUGAAGAGAACACUGCCAAAUCCCCCUCCUGAGGAGGCAUCCACCGGAACACAGCCGACCUACAGCACAAUGGGCACUGCAUCCAGGAGAAGAAUAUGCAGAACCAAUACCAUGGCUAGAGCCAAGAUUCUCCAGGACAUAGACCGAGAGCUUGACCUCGUGGAAAGGGAGUCUGCCAAGCUUAGAAAGAAGCAAGCAGAACUUGAUGAAGAAGAAAAGGAGAUCGAUGCCAAGCUGCGGUAUCUGGAAAUGGGAAUCAACAGGAGAAAAGAAGCAUUACUGAAGGAGAGAGAAAAGAGAGAGCGUGCUUACCUGCAGGGGGUAGCGGAGGACCGCGAUUAUAUGUCAGACAGUGAGGUCAGCAGCACCAGACCAAGCCGAAUAGAAAGUCAGCAUGGCAUUGAGCGACCAAGGACAGCUCCUCAAACUGAAUUCAGCCAGUUCAUACCACCACAAACGCAAACCGAAGCUCAGCUGGUUCCUCCAACCAGUCCUUACACACAAUACCAGUACUCAUCGCCUGCUCUUCCCACCCAAGCACCCACCCCGUAUACUCAACAAUCUCAUUUCCAACAGCAGACAUUGUACCAUCAGCAAGUCUCACCUUACCAGACUCAACCAACCUUCCAAGCGGUGGCAACCAUGUCCUUCACACCUCAAGCUCAACCUACUCCGAGUCCACAAACAUCGUACCAACUACCAUCACAGAUGAUGGUGAUACAACAGAAGCCUCGGCAAACAACACUGUAUUUGGAACCUAAGAUAACUUCCAACUAUGAAGUGAUUCGCAACCAACCCCUGAUGAUCGCUCCUGUUUCUUCUGAUAAUACGUAUGCUGUCUCCCAUCUUGGGAGCAAGUACAAUAGUUUGGAUUUGAGAAUAGGUUUGGAGGAAAGAAGCAGCAUGGUGAGCAGUCCAAUAUCAAGCAUAUCUGCAGACUCUUUCUAUGCAGACAUCGACCACCACACUUCAAGGAAUUAUGUCCUAAUAGAUGACAUUGGAGAGAUCACCAAAGGGACAGCAGCACUGAGCACAGCAUUUAGUCUUCAUGAAAAAGAUCUAUCCAAAACAGACCGUCUCCUUAGAACCACUGAGACACGGCGGUCUCAGGAAGUAACAGAUUUCCUGGCACCUUUGCAGACUUCCUCAAGACUGCAUAGCUAUGUGAAAGCGGAGGAGGACCCGAUGGAGGACCCGUAUGAGUUAAAGCUUCUGAAACAGCAGAUUAAGCAAGAAUUCCGUAGAGGGACGGAGAGCCUAGAUCACCUUGCUGGUCUUUCACAUUAUUACCAUGCUGAUACUGGCUAUAGACACUUUCCCAAGUCUGAGAAGUAUAGCAUCAGUAGACUCACCCUUGAAAAGCAAGCAGCCAAACAAUUACCAGCAGCCAUACUUUACCAAAAGCAAUCGAAGCACAAGAAAUCAUUAAUUGACCCUAAAAUGUCAAAGUUUUCACCUAUUCAAGAAAGUAGAGAUCUUGAACCUGAUUAUCCAAGUUAUAUGACUUCCAGCACUUCAUCUAUUGGUGGCAUUUCUUCUAGGGCAAGGCUUCUUCAAGAUGAUAUAACAUUUGGCCUCAGAAAAAAUAUUACAGAUCAACAAAAAUUUAUGGGCUCAUCACUUGGGUCAGGAUUAGGCACAUUAGGAAAUACCAUCAGGUCAGCACUCCAGGAUGAAGCAGAUAAGCCAUACAGUAGUGGGAGCAGGUCCAGACCUUCCUCUAGACCUUCCUCUGUCUAUGGGCUUGAUUUAUCCAUUAAGAGGGAAUCUUCCAGCUCAUCGCUAAGACUGAAAGCUCAAGAGGCUGAAGCUCUUGAUGUCUCCUUUGGCCAUUCAUCAUCUUCUUCCAGAACUAAGCCCACCAGCUUACCAAUCAGCCAAAGUAGAGGAAGAAUACCAAUUGUGGCCCAAAAUUCAGAAGAAGAAAGUCCACUCAGUCCUGUUGGCCAACCAAUGGGAAUGGCCAGGGCUGCAGCUGGACCUUUGCCCCCCAUAUCUGCAGACACAAGGGAUCAGUUUGGAUCAAGUCACUCAUUGCCCGAAGUUCAGCAACACAUGAGAGAAGAGUCACGGACACGGGGGUAUGACCGUGACAUAGCAUUCAUCAUGGAUGACUUCCAACAUGCUAUGUCUGACAGUGAAGUUGCGGUUGCAAUGUAUGAUGUUUCCUUGGUCUCCAAAGCCUAUCACUUACGUCGGGAGGAAACGGAUUGGUUUGAUAAACCCAGGGAGUCUCGGUUGGAAAAUGGCCAUGGUCUGGACCGGAAACUGCCAGAAAGAUUGGUUCACUCUAGACCCCUCAGUCAACAUCAAGAGCAAAUUCUGCAGAUGAAUGGCAAGACAAUGCACUACAUCUUUCCUCAUGCAAGGAUAAAAAUAACCAGAGACUCUAAGGACCACACAGUUUCAGGUAACGGGCUAGGAAUUAGAAUUGUUGGUGGUAAAGAAAUCCCUGGACAUAGUGGAGAAAUUGGAGCCUAUAUUGCUAAGAUUCUUCCUGGUGGAAGUGCGGAACACACAGGGAAACUUGUAGAAGGGAUGCAAGUGUUGGAAUGGAAUGGGAUCCCCUUAACUUCUAAAACAUAUGAAGAAGUUCAGAGCAUCAUUAACCAGCAAAGUGGGGAAGCAGAAAUAUGUGUAAGACUGGACCUCAAUAUGUUGUCAGAUUCUGAAAAUCCCCAGCACCUGGAACUUCAUGAGCCACCGAAAGCUGUGGACAAGGCAAAAUCCCCAGGGGUGGAUCCCAAGCAGUUGGCGGCUGAGCUGCAGAAGGUCUCACUCCAGCAGUCUCCACUGGUCAUGUCGUCAGUCGUGGAGAAAGGAUCUCAUGCUCACUCAGGUCCCACAUCAGCAGGAUCCAGUUCUGUUCCCAGCCCUGGGCAGCCAGGAUCACCCUCCGUGAGCAAAAAGAAGCAUGGCAGCAGCAAGCCAACUGAUGCAACAAAGGUUGCCUCUCAUCCAAUUACAGGAGAAAUUCAGCUUCAAAUCAACUAUGAUCUUGGAAAUCUUAUAAUACAUAUUCUUCAAGCAAGAAAUCUUGUCCCUAGAGACAACAAUGGCUACUCUGACCCUUUUGUUAAGGUGUACCUACUUCCGGGGCGAGGUCAAGUCAUGGUUGUCCAGAAUGCAAGUGCUGAGCACAAGAGAAGAACUAAAUAUAUCCAGAAAAGUCUUAAUCCUGAAUGGAAUCAGACAGUAAUUUAUAAAAGUAUUUCCAUGGAGCAGCUCAUGAAGAAGACAUUGGAGGUGACAGUUUGGGAUUAUGAUAGAUUCUCUUCCAACGACUUCCUUGGGGAGGUAUUGAUUGAUCUAUCUAGCACAUCUUACCUGGACAACACUCCUCGGUGGUACCCGCUGAAAGAACAGACCGAGAGCAUUGACCAUGGCAAGUCUCACUCCAGUCAAAACAGCCAGCAGUCCCCAAAGCCCUCUGUCAUCAAAAGCAGAAGCCAUGGCAUCUUCCCUGACCCAUCCAAGGACAUGCAAGUUCCCACCAUUGAGAAAUCCCACAGUAGUCCUGGUAGCUCAAAAUCAUCAUCAGAAGGCCAUCUCCGAUCUCAUGGACCAUCACGCAGUCAAAGCAAAACCAGUGUCACUCAAACCCACCUGGAAGAUGCAGGGGCUGCCAUAGCUGCGGCCGAAGCCGCCGUGCAACAACUCCGCAUUCAACCAACAGCACAUAAAAGCGGUCAGUGUAAUCAUGCCAGGAAGCAGCACAGACACAGCAUAGCAGGCGUCCUCCCCAUGCAAAGAACUCAGUCUGAUACUCUGCCUCCACCAGCCAAUGGCAACCAAGACCAAAGCCAGCUAGCCCUCAGGAAGGUGAUGUCCGAUGGACCAGUCAAACCAGAAGGAGCAAAGCCCGCCAAUCACCGGCCUGCAGAGAGCUCCGUGUCCACCGGCUCCUCGGGCAGCAGCGUUGGCAGUGGGUAUAGCGUGGACAGUGAAGGAAGCGGCAGCGUGGCAGGGGAGACUAAUCUACUUCCCAUUCCAAGGAUAGGGAAGAUGGGGCAGAAUGGACAAGAUGUUGUGAAACAGCCAGGAAUGGGAGCAACAGACACAGAAGCAAAAACUCAAGUAAUGGGAGAAAUCAAGCUAGCACUGAAAAAGGAAAUGAAAACAGAUGGUGAACAAGUAAUAGUUGAAAUUCUCCAGUGCAGAAAUAUCACCUACAAAUUUAAGUCUCCGGAUCAUUUACCAGAUUUAUAUGUGAAAGUAUAUGUGAUAAACAUCUCUACUCAAAAAAAGGUUAUCAAGAAGAAAACAAGGGUAUGCAGACAUGAUCGAGAGCCUUCCUUCAAUGAAACUUUUAGAUUCAGCCUUAGUCCUGCAGGCCAUUCUCUUCAGAUUUUACUUUUCUCCAAUGGAGGGAAGUUUAUGAAGAAGACUUUGAUUGGAGAAGCCUGUAUCUGGCUUGACAAAGUAGACCUGAGAAAAAGACUAGUCAACUGGCACAAACUUUUGGUCAGUCCUACUCAAACACAUUGAAGAUGUGUCUGCUCAGGGUUACAGAGCCUCAGAUCGAGACUGUAGCUGAACAGUCCUGUGCUGAGCUACAUUUUCAGGAGCCAACAUGGGAUAAGAAACAAGAAGCAAAGAGACCACAUUGGUGUGGAAUACAAAAUGACUCAAAAAAGUUCAUGUAUUGAAAGCAAACCGAUGAAAAUUGGCCCGAGACACUGGAUUUCUCAAAACUGUGAAGAGAAACUGUGAAAGGAGAUUUGACUUUUUAAGGUAGAAGUCUUGGAGCAGGCUGCGUGAGAGCAGAUGGAAAAGGCACAAAGAUUUUUAUGGUGGUCGCGGCAGAGUGGAAGCAGUUGUUUAUACACAUAGAAACUUUGUUGGAAAGGACAGGUAGAGUGAAUCUUGGUUUGAAAAGCUCAAAACUCCUUGUCUUAUAUUCUCGUAAAACUUUCUGCUUUGGGAUUCUGACAUAAGAUUCAUCCAUGAGUUUUCUACAGGACCAGAAGGUGACUGUGUUUGUGAGGAAAAGUAAGCAAGAUUUAUGAACAAUGGAUUUUAGAUUGAACUGUGCAUGUUUUCCCUGUGUCUACAUUAGAAAGCUAUACAGCAGUAGGUCUGAAUUCUAUGUGGUAAAAGCACAUCUGUUUUGGGGUAAGUGGAAACAGUGAAGAGUGAAGAUAAUAGUAGGUUAAAAUUCAAUUGUAUUUAUCUAGAAAUAAAACAAAACCUAGUGACUGGUUAUUAAAGAAGAAUGCUGACCCACAAAAUAUGUACCUAGGUUGGAAACAUUAAAAUCUCUAUAAUGCACCAUGAAGUCAAGGCAUCCUCAACCGUAUGCAUCAAGGCAUCUAGAUUAAUUGGUGUGUCCUAUGAAGAGGGUUGUUUAUUCAUUGAAGAAUUGCCAUGACGUGCAUCAUUUUACAUAUUUCCUUUCUCUUGGAUAGUGGAUUGUCAGAGACAUGACAUUAUUGUUCUAGCAAACAAACCAUAUUUAUCUUAUGACACUGAUUAAACUGUUGUCACUUUCUGAUUUUCUGUGGUUUUUCUCUAAACUCAGUGAUAAUGAACACCCUGACCUCAACCUCAAGUCUUUACUCCUCCUCAGCUUUCUUGUUGGUGAUAAUAUCAUCGUUAGAAAGCUAAUGUUGGGAGAGGGUUGGAAAAGUCAAUGUUUGAAAUUAAAAUAUAUUUGAUCUAUGUUAAUAAUAUAGACCCAAACAACCAAUGUGUGAAUCAUUAAAAUAAAGCAUUCUCUCCUUGUUAAUCACCAGUGUCAAUAAAGAAAGCAACACAGAAUUGUGGGAAAUGCAUUCAGUGGGCUCUGAAGUCCUGGCUUCUGGUCCUGAUUUUGCUAUUGACCUUGCACUCAUAUCACCACAAAAAUGCAGAUUAAAUUCACUUUGCCCCUAAAAUGGUGUUUUCUUAUCCUUCUUCACAGGAUACCAGGAUGCUUAAGUAAAGAAAUCUAUGAAAUAAGAAAGCACAUUUCCAAAUAUUGCUUUAUAUACAAACUGAGAGAUAAUUAUUGCGUAGCUUUUUAGUUCUCAAAUUUUAUAUCUGAGAAACAACUUCUAACCAAUGAUAAGCAUCAGCAUGGAUAAAAACAGUAAAUUGUUCCCAAACUAAUUUUUAUUAAAAUAUAAACUUCCAUUUAACCUGAAAAAGAUAGAACAUUAAAUGUAAGUUAUUUGUCAUACAAAGUUUACUGAAGUCCAUGGCUCUUACUCCAUUGCCGAACUCUACCCAAAAUAAACGAAAUUGCUUUGCAGAGUAUUUGAGUCUAAAAAUUGUUACUUUAUUUAAUGUGAGGUUUAAGUGGGAUUACAGGAAAUCAUCUCAAAAAUAUUGGUUGGAUAUUGAAUUUUCUCAUUUUUAGGAAAAAAACAUUACAUUUGAAAGUAAUGUAAAACCCUAGAAGUAAAAAAUUCUCGUAUAUGCCAGAUUGUAUAACUAACACUCAUUUUAAAAAAUACAAGUUCUCUUUUCUUUGUCCUAAAAUACCAACUCUCCCUUCCUCUGUUCUCUUCUCCCCUCAAUGCAGUACCAUUUAUGACUGAUAGUCUUUUAAAGUGAACAUGGAGAUGGGAAUUUUCAAACAUAGGACACUGCUAACAUUUUAUUUUUAGAGACUGCUACAUCUGUGGUGGUUGCCAUGGAUAUUUCCAGCAGAUACUCCACUUGAGGAAGCCUAUAAUCAGUCACAACUCGGGAGGAAAGGGGUCUAAGAGGAUUUUGAGACAUCAAAGGAUCUGCCAUUUGCUGUUCACAGGCGACUCUGGUUCAUCUCCUACCUGGGCCUACAGUCGCUGCUACUCCAAGGGUUCGUGAAAGGCUAUGUAGCCAGGUAGCUUCCUCCAUUCUAGUUACAACUACACGGUCAGAGGGACCAGCAGAGCAAGGUCAUCAGGCGUAGCUAUUAAGCCUGAAAUAAUGGGAGUCUUUCUGAUGCAGCCACCCCUCAGUUCCAAGGAACUAGCAAUAGAGCUAGACCAAUCAGAUCAGUCGAGAGGGUCAAGGACAGAGCUUCUUCUCAUGCACCAGCAUUCCCCUUGCAAAAGAAAAAGAACCUGCGGUGCGCCAGGUUCAUAGCUGACCAAGCUACUAGGUUGCUACAGGAAUUGCUCUAUGCAACACCAAUUCUUAAAUGAAUGCACUCCUGAGGGACACCGAUUGCCCUUCUCACAGCGAAACUAUUUCUUUUUUAAUUGCAAAUAGGGCUCUUAGUGUUUUUUUACUUUUUUGUAAAUAACACAUGAUUUUCCAUUUUUUUAUUUUAUGUUAUGUUAUUGGAAUUAGCUUUUCUAUCUUAAUAGUAACAAAGUUUAUAAUCUCCAAUCACUAGGUUAUUAAUCUUCGCGCAGCACCUCGAGAAGCAUUUUGUUUUCCUUUCUAGUCCAUUGAGUCGUCAAAAAUGGAAGUUGCUUGUUGGUUUAAAAAUUAGUAGUAAGGAAUCUUUCAUCUGGAGAAGAAAAAGCACAGAGUGAAUUUUUAUGAAAGACGGAGAAUCGUAGAAUCAUUGUUACAGAUGCAGAUAACACUAGUAGCAAGAAGUUGGUGUUUUUCUCUGAUUUUACUUAAUAUCAAGAAAAAUUGUGGUGACUCUGAACUCAUCUGAUUACCAUAUCUGUUUAAAAGAAUGAUAUUCAACAUUAAAAGGUAAUUGCCCUUGACCCUUAAUAUUGUCCAUAUUUUAGUAAUUCAUGAUAGUUAACUAUACAUUGUGUGCAUAUCUAGGAGGUUGAUUUGGGGAAUCACAACACUCGAAUGAUUGUACCCUGGGAAUAUUAUAGCUGGUAACCAGCUGACACUGAUUCUCAUUGUAGAGUGGCUGUUUGGUGUUGGUGAUAGUCGUAGAGACAAUAGUGGUGGCAGUGAUGUCCAGUAAAAUAGAUUAUUUAUUACUAUAUUGUGCCCAAUUUGUUAGAAAUGAUUUAAUCAAUGCUUCAUUUCAUUAAAAUACCAUAAAGAUGUUUAUAGUAUUUUUUUACUUUAUUAUUUAAAUCAUAACUAACAAUAUUUUUAAAAACUUAUUUUAACUGCUAUAAUGUCAAAUAGUCCAAAAUUAGCCAACUACAGCUACAUGUGUUUAUAAAUAUAUGUAUGACAGAAGAGACUUUCCCUCCCUUUGAGUUUGAAAUGAAAGUGAAAGCUCGAUAAAUAAUCGGGAGCUUUUCCCUUAAUAGUUAUUUGCCUUUAGUAUAACACAAGAAUGAAUGAGUGAAACUUACAUUCUCAUUGAAUAUGACAUAUUGAUGUUUUCUGUAUGUCUCAUGUGGCUAUUAUUAAAGGUAUACAUUAAACAGAAAGCAUUAAUCAAGUUCUUUAUCUGCUAGGUAGACUGAGAGCAUUUUCUGAAUCCAUUCCCCUGUAUAUAACUCAACGUUCGGUAACCCAGCAGCUGUUGAACUAACUUCAUCCUUUGGAAGUCAGCAUGUGACUGAUUCUCAUUCGACUGUGUCUGUGUCUAUGUUCAGUGAUGUGCUCAGGUGCUCCCAUACUGAUUAAUGUGUGUGCUAAUAUCUUAACAACACAUCUGUUUAAAAAAGGUGUUUCUUGUCUAAGAAAAGUUUAAAACCUAAUAAAAUUUAUUUCCAAUAACACAUGAAGUACUUGGAGAUGUGUCUCGUUUCUCUGACCAUAUCUUGCAUGCUUUCUUGGUGAUUUGCUAAUCUUUUUAUUAUUUUUUUGUUUACUUAACACUCUGAAAAAUUUAAUGAACAAAUGCAAAUUCUUGGGUUAUUGAUUGUGUAAACUGACCUGAAAAUAUGAGAAUUGUGUAGAACAAAUGCUUGUAAAUUUGUCUUGUGUUCUACUCUCUGUAAAAACAUGUCUUGGUUUUGUGACUAUACACAAGUUGUAUCUUGGUAACUUAUGAAAACUGUGCUGUAUAAAGGCUGUUAUAUCAGCCUUACUAAUAAAUAUUGAAAAUAUCAA
Peromyscus leucopus (white-footed mouse) is the source of this 20216-nucleotide messenger RNA. It is a transcript of the gene Pclo, whose product is annotated as piccolo presynaptic cytomatrix protein. Gene Ontology annotation, biological process: protein localization to synapse; presynaptic active zone assembly. Gene Ontology annotation, cellular component: axon; glutamatergic synapse; GABA-ergic synapse. The record is from RefSeq and is a predicted model, not a curated record. Gene Ontology annotation, molecular function: structural constituent of presynaptic active zone; metal ion binding; protein binding. The transcript has 26 exons. Bases 285 to 15806 code for a protein of 5173 amino acids. NCBI's taxonomy places the organism in Eukaryota, Metazoa, Chordata, Mammalia, Rodentia, Cricetidae.